Molecule: messenger RNA, 1609 nt
Organism: Ornithodoros turicata
Lineage: Eukaryota; Metazoa; Arthropoda; Arachnida; Ixodida; Argasidae
Exons: 12
Coding region: 147-1490 (447 amino acids)
Biological process (GO): negative regulation of DNA-templated transcription
Molecular function (GO): DNA binding
Source: RefSeq, a predicted model, not a curated record
UGAUAUGGUCACAUGGUGGAUGUUGUUGCGGCCAUUCACACACAGCCUGCCACAGCUUGUGAGACGCAUGACUGGGGUAAAUUCGAAAGUACGAGGAACGCUGAACGCUUUCGGCUCGUCACUGUUCGUGGUAGCCGUUACGUAAAAUGUAUGCCCUUGUUCGAUGCCUGAACACGUUCAAGGGAGGAUUACACACCGUUGCUGUGCGUGACAUACAAAAUUUCCAUCCAAGACAUGAUGCAGAUUUCAACAACAAGACCGUUUAUAAGGUGCCCUGGAAACGCGGUGACAAAUCUGGCGUCUAUCGUGUUCAGGUUCUCAUGAUGGCUGCAAACAAGGCCGAGCUAAUCCUCAAGCAGAAAAACAAGAGAGUGUUGAUGCCGAAGCUAAACACGUCAGCAUGUGACGGAAGUCCGGAAGCGGUGCUAACGGAGAAACAGCUGAAGAGAAAGGAGGAGAAAAGUAGGAGGAAGAACGAAUGUGAAUCAAGGAAGAAAAUGUAUUCGAGCAUUCUGAAAAAACACAUUGCAAAAAUGAAGAGUGAGAACCAGGCAGCUGAUAGCUAUGAUGCUGCAACAGAGCAGGAGCUCUCAGAAUGUGAGGUGGAUGAGACACCAUUUGGAAAUGCAAAUGCCAUUGAGACAGCGGUCUUGCAGUGCUCACCACGCACAAAGGGUUGCGCUCAAACUGGGGAGGAGGCUGCUUCUCUGCUGACCAUAUCAAAGGCUGUGGAAGACUGUCAAGGAAAGCUUGCUAUAGUUGAGGAAAAACUUGACAAGGUGCUUGAGGAACUGCACAGCUGGAGCAGGAUUGAUCAUAUUCCAGCACAUCUUGCACUUACAAAUGAAUGCCUUGGCAGGAAAGCAGAUGAUCAUGACUUGGCAGUGCUGAAGAAAGCUCCGGAGCCCAGCUGGAGUCCAGCGUCAGGGCUGUCUCUUGAUGAUCAGGCAACUCUGUUCUCAACACCACAAGAACGAGUAUCUCAUCGCAUGGAGAGCCACGUCCCAUUCACAGCAAGCACACCAGAGGUCAAUGAGCUGCAUAGUGCCGAGACAGAGCUGGAGCCACCACCACCUCUCUCUGAUCUCAAACCUUUCUCAUUGCUCGACAGUAAUCGUUUUCACCUCAAAGAUGGUGUAGUGGUGUCGGCCAACCUUCUCGACAGGCUGCACAAAUUAAAAGAACCACGGAAGGUAAUCCGAGAGACCGCACAAGCAAUCUGGGGAAACGAAGAUCUCCUGGAAAGAACAGUUGGCGGAAGGCUUGCCCCGAAAGACAGGAAGAACGUCGACAAGUUGGCACGCAGAGGCCUUACACCACAGAAAGUUGACGCCAUUGCUGCAACUGUGAGGUACUGGGCAGGCCUCCACAAAGACCUGGUAACUGAGAAGGAAAUGGACAUCCGUGGGACCUUGAACCAGAUGUCGACAAUAUUGUCAAUGAAGAUUCAGGAUGUCAGGAAGACAGCCAAGCGUAAACUUAAAGUGUGACUAAAGUGUGACUUUGAAACGUGCCCGGGGGAACUAAAAACAGCACCGUGUAGUGUCUACUGAGCAAAUAGUGCUCACGUGUGUGUGAAAUUCUUUAUUAAAGGCGUUGCGACACUUGC